UGCAGAUCCUAUUCAGUCUCGAAUCAGACGCGCUGCGAGACACAUCCAUCUCUCCCAGUUGGUGCAUAGCCGUGGUGUUGUGGUGUCACUUUUGUCCAAGAAGUACCAAGAAGUGUGCUUUAAGUGAUUUAAUGGUGAUCUGUGUAAGCGAAGUUUUCGGAACAAAUUGCGACGAAUUUCCGGAUUAUGUGUGAGGUUCAGUGAGUUCAGAAGAGAAUUGUCCAUGUUCUAAAAGAGUGCGUGCUAGAAUGUGAUGCAGAAGGCUGACUUGACUUGACCUUCCCAAAUACGACUACGGAUUCAGCUAGAAGAAAGCCACGCGACCCAUGAAAAGUGAAAAAGCAAAACAAACCAAACGCAAAAGCCUCAAAGCCAGAAGAGAAGUCAAAACAUGUCCAACUCGGUCCACUAGCAGCCGUUGGUAAAGGUUGUCCCAAGUGAACCAUACUAGGAGUUUCCAGUGCAGUGAUGUGAGAGCGCUUAUUAUCUGUGAGGAAAGUGUCGGGCAUUGUAAAAGUUUAGAAGACACGAAACGGAGAAAACUCUCUGUCGCGCUUAAAAGAAAAGCUUUUAUUGUAACCAAAACUACUGAAACCAGCAAACUUACCAAACGGGAAGCAAGUGCAUUGCCCUUGAGUGGCUCGAACGCGCAGAGUUUUGAGCCAGAAGCUGAAAAUUAGAUUUUGUUUUAUUGGAGCUAUCAAUUCAGGGAGAGAGACGCCCGUUUGGUGAGAAUGGCGAUAGAUGUCGCCAAAAGAUGUUGGGUUGCAGCAUUGGCGUUAGUGCUAAGCCUUUCGGGCAUCAAUGCAGGCGAACGAUGGUCCCGACAGCUGACGGACUACGGAAAUGUGCAAGGCAGUGACUGGAUUCCUCUGUCGCGACCUGGAGAUAGACAGGCAGGUGCUAAAGUACUGAAUUACUUUGACAACACUGGAUUCCUGGGAAAUGAUAAUAGUGCUCAACCACAGCACCAUCAAUUCUCGUACGUUAACCAGCCUUUUGGAGCACAAGCCAGCAGGGUGGUUUUCCCACCGCCUCCAGUCGCUCAACCUCUUCAACAAGAAUUGGAACCGGCGUUCAAUCAACCUUUUGGCAGUCAUCAAUCCUUUAUCCAACAUCCACCUUUUGGAGGAGUGCAGACUAUCCAGAGACAUCCGCUGCCAGCGUUUAACCCACAGUUACCGAAGGAAAAUCUAGUCCAAGAGAAGCCAUCCCUAGUUGAACAUCAGUUCCAGUUUCCAUCGCAGGUGCAACAGCAAACAACACAUCUGCGGCAACCAUCGUCUGCAGUUCAUCAAGGUCAACCUGCCAACGGAGUGUCUCAAGAAGAAGUUCAACUGCUCUACGUCCCAGUAGAAACACUUUACAAUCAAAAGCAGGCAGCCGAGAAUACUCGCUUCAAUUCAUUGCCUCAACCUGUCAGUGCAUCGCUCAUCAAUGACUUCUAUACGGCAGCGACUACAACGGCUAAGCCGAGAACUACGAAUACUCCAUUCACCACAAAGGUCGCUCCUAGUGCAGCCUUGCCCAGCAAACCAAAGCCAAAUCAACCUCCACUAGCUAUGUUCAUGUACAAUGAUGACAAACAAGCUAAGCUUACAGUGUCAGAUGCCUUAUCAAAUCUGAAGAACGUCAACAACAUUGCCGUAUUGGACAGUCUAAGCAAGAAUCUACCCAAGGUGUUCAUUGGACCAUCUGGACUUGCUCCACCCAAAGGAUACUCCAAAUUUGAGUUGCCAUAUCUCUCCAGCAUUGACCAAAACCGACUUAGUGCCAAGCCUGGAGAUCUUCCCUUUUUCGUAGCACCUCAAAGCUACAAAACUCCCGGUGGAUUCUCUAAAAUUCCGCUUCCUGCUCCGCACGUCGGAUCUGUAAUUGUACAACAACCCUUGAUUCAGUCCAACUACUUCCGUCAGCCGGAAAAUAUUGAAUACUAUCAACCAUCGACACUCAAAUUCACAGACAGCACCACCAAAUCUCCCAUCACUUUGCCUGCCAGCAAGCCUCAAUACGAAUCAGACCACUACACUUCUCCAACCUCGAAACCCACAACCGACAGAACCAACUACAGUCGAGGCAAUACACAAACUCCACAGGAAUCCUAUCGUCAACCGCAAACAGAACGUGCCCUUUUCUCUCACUCUCCAUUCAAUAGCGUUAACACCAACCGACACAUUGUCAACGAAGAAUACUUCAAUUUGGCCAAAACCAAGAAGCCCACAACUCCAAGCCCAACGCAAAGCUACAGUCCCAAGAUCUACAAACCCUUCGACUUCAAACCCAUCCCAGAACAGAAAAUUCCACUUUACCCAGAAGCUAACGACUUUACUACUCAGAGAACCACCACUACUACAGAAAGGCCACACACUUCUCGGCAAGAAGAAAACCGAAUGAAAUCCUUCUUCAAGGAGGAAAACUUCCGCAAUCGACGACCCUACACACAGAGUACCGUCUCUACUCCAUACGAAGAACAAGAAGUCACACAACCUAUUCGUUCCAGCCACGAAAACGAAGGACAGUUUGUCCACAAGUUCAAAUUGGUAGAUUCUGUACGGCCUCAAACCACACCGGCAACCAAAUCCGUGAUUGACAACGCCUUCCUUGAUUUCUUCCAACAGGACAAUCACGACACGCUCAAAACCGUUGUUUCAAACCAACCGGCAAGCGGAGCCCAGCAGGUCAUUCGAAACAACUAUUUCUCUCAGAACAGCAACGAUGAACCCCCGAAACAGAAGUUUGUCAGCACGUACUAUGCCCCGACUACCACUUCCACGACUUUGGGUACGACCACUCCGGCAGGAUCUUCAACCGCGCAAGAUUCCUUCUUCAAGGAGUUCGAUGAGAAGAGCAAACAAUACGAACCGGAGGUUACACGAUUCCCACAAAGUCGCCUGCAAAAUCAAGAAUCGUUCCUGAACCGCUUCACCGAAACUACAUACACCAACAAGUACAAAUACGAAACGAACACCGACGAUGCGCACUAUCCAGUCGAAGUCGUCACCACCCAGGAACCAAUCAGACAGGACACCUCCAACGACGUCACAAUUCCUCCAUCUGAACAGUCGUACAGCAUUCCAUCGGAACUGCCACCGAUUAGCGCCAACUUGCCAGGUUUGGUAAAUUCUCUCAUGGAAGACGAAUGGCCGCACAAGAAGGGCGAACAAGAUUCUUCACCACCUGCCACCACUAAAGGACACUUCCGGAAGCAGAUCCACCGCACCACUGAACCAACCACCACUCUAGAACCAUACACCUCGGAAAUCACGACUCGCCGCACUCGCGGACGACGCCCUACAACUUCCAGCUCUUCCAAUUACGACUCCGCAACUCCUACUCGAGCUACCACCGUCAACCGAAGCCGAUCACGGUACGUCGCAGCUGACGGCGAACGGUCCAGCGGCCGAACCAGAACCAGAAGCCGACCUCAGAGCAGCUCUUCUCGCAAUGCAAAGGAAGAGGAAAAUCUCGAAUAUCAACGUGACGUCCUUAAACAGAACUAUCCAGUCAUCCGACCAACUUCCGGAGGAGUAACAACCACCACAACUACGCCAGCACCACCACCACCAACCACAAGCACAACUACAACCCACGCGACCACCAUGCCGGUGACGUACCAACAGAUAUACGAAGAACAAACCGAACGUUUCAAUCCGUACUACUCUUCGCCGGAACCUCAGAACUACUCUGAGGAGCCAGUCAAAUACGAAGAAGUGUCCAUCCCCAAGAAGGACUCCUACACCGAAAACUACUACGAACCUGAAAUAACCACUACGUUGCCGCAUACUACCUACAAGCAACAAUACAGCCCAGAACCAACGACGGAAGAAAUCGACGAUGAAUCUGUGCGCGUCCUACCAGUUGACCAUCCGGUUGAACAGAAGCGGGAGCAACCCGUCGAAAUCCAGCGUGAAAAACCAGCCACGGCCAUUCACGCUCAACUACCACGAAGGCAACCAGCCCGACAACCUGUCUACCAGCUACCAGAAGAGCAACACCCUUCGGUAACCUCCUCGUACAACAGCCACGAAGACGAAAUGGAAAUCCGCAAGGUGGAAAUCACUCCGCGACCCCGAAGACCACUGUCCCGACAACCAGUCUACUCGCCCAGAACUACGGCCCAUACGGAGCGACCGACCACGGAACGUACCACGACCGAACUACCACCGUCAGCAUCCUCGUCCAGAGGGUCAUCUGUCCAGCGGCGUCCAGCGUUCGUACGGCGACCGGCAAGACCGCUGUACACGACGACCCCUGCUCCGACGACGACCUACUCCAGCCGAGGCGUGUCCACCACCGGCGACGACGAACAGCCCACGCAAGGAUCUUACACCGUGCGUCCCAAGAGUCGCCAGGACGUUCUCCGCGGAAGAACCCGACGGCCAGUGACGACAAGCGCAGCCACCACUACCACCGCUUCUCCAGAGCCUCCGGUCACUAGAGGGUUUGCGAGAAACAAGGACCUGAGAAGGGUGUCUCCGACCAGUCGAUCUAGACAAGAACUACGAGAACGCGAACGUGACCAACGCGAACAACCCACAGAAACGACGACAACCCAACCGCCGCGAUUCCGCAUCCGAGAGCGUACGCGCUUCAACCUACAGCCGCAGGAAUCGCAAUGGUCAACCAAACUGACGCAGAACUCAUUCCAACCGGUGCAGGACAUUGAGUCGCGCGGCAAGAACUACGAGGGGGAACGAACGGCCACCGAGCCGGAAAUUGAAAUUGUUACCGCUAGUGCACUGCAGCAGAAUGAGGAAGACGUUCAGCUGAUCAGUGUGUCGGCCAAUAUGGCAGGAGGACCUACGGCGCCAGCUGUACGAGAAAGGGACCAACGCAACGACAAGCAUGGAAACGAUGUUCUGUUGAAGGAGGUGGAACUCAGCCAGGAGCCGCCGCAAGCGGAAGAGAACGAGGAGAAUAGCAACUCCCCCUCAUUUGCCGAACUGCUCAACGACGUGAUGAAGGAGUACAUGGACAGUAAUCUGCAGCAGGGCGAAACGGACAAGAAGCCCGUUGAAAACGAAGUACUGCUUGAAGAGACGAAACCCGUUACCAGCAAGUCGCAGCGUGGUUCCAGCGAACGAAACCCCUACAAUGCUCGGGCCAACUUCCGCAAGCGAGGCCGUUCCCACGUGGUUGAAGCAUUCGAAGCUGCCGAGUCGCAGCACAUCAACAGCCACGUGUACAACACGGCCGGAUUCGAAUCGCUCAAGACCAUCGACAAGGCUGCCCUGCAAGGCAAGAACGUCAACGAAGCUAAAGGCAGCAGAGUGGUAGAGGAAGUCACAACGACGACUACAACCACGACGACGGAAGCACCAGUGACUGAUCUUCCGGAAACGACAACGUUUGGUGCUCAAGACACUACUCCACUCUACGAAACCACAUCGAUUCUGCCCACGGAAAGGGAAGUUACCACUGCCGUUCCAACGCUGGAAGCACAAUCCGAAAACGACGAACAUCAGUUUUCGACGGAGCAGUUCUACGACGACGAACAAGACCAAGUUGAUGAUGAACCAGAAGAUCAUCAGCAGGGAAUUUUCGACGACGUGAAGAAACAGCUUUCGGAUUUGUUCGCCAUGGCUGAAAAUGAUCCCGAAACGGAAGAAAUUGAAGACGAUGAAGAACAGUACAGGCCUCUAGCCAUGGGCAGCUACCACGAUGUAGAGCAAGGAAGUACAGAAAAUCCCAUCACGAGCACAGCGAUAUCUUCGGAUGCGGCUGCGAGCGAAAACCGGCAAGAACCGGUGACGGAAGUGGCCGCCAAAAGCGCCAACGACGAUGCCAUGGGCCCGAUGGCCAUCCCAACGUCCACCUCCAACGGAAUCACGCAUGAAACCGAAAUCUGCUACCGGGGGCGAUGCAUCAAAACCGACGAGAAGAAACCCAAAAAGAGCAAGCUCAAACCGAACUGAGCUCGGGGGGUAAAAGUUUAGUCUUUAGUAUGAAUAGGUCUUUCCUGAGACUCUAACUCACACUUUCACUAUCACUAUCCUGAAACCGAAUCCGAACCCAUCUCUCUAUCUUUGUAGUAGUAGUUAGUGUUCUUUUUUGUAAAGAGAAACGUUACGACUUAUUUAUUUGUAAUAUAAUAAGGGUAGAAAUUAACGAGACAAUAAACAGUGAAAACUUAA
This is a messenger RNA of Aedes aegypti (yellow fever mosquito), 6134 nucleotides long. RefSeq names its product proteoglycan 4. Lineage: Eukaryota; Metazoa; Arthropoda; Insecta; Diptera; Culicidae. The coding region runs from base 735 to 5915 and encodes 1726 amino acids. The record is from RefSeq and is a predicted model, not a curated record. The transcript is spliced from 5 exons.